Tilletiopsis washingtonensis is the source of this 853-nucleotide messenger RNA. RefSeq lists its product as hypothetical. The record is from RefSeq and is a predicted model, not a curated record. The transcript has a single exon. The coding region runs from base 278 to 763 and encodes 161 amino acids. Lineage: Eukaryota; Fungi; Basidiomycota; Exobasidiomycetes; Entylomatales.
GCGAACGGGCCGAGGAAGAGGAUGGCGCGCGCCGUGCUGUCGGCGACGCCGAGGCUGAGCUCGUCGCGCAGCGCCACGACGCGUGUCGAGUCGCUGCUGGGAACGGCCCACGGCUGGGAGAUCAGCGGCAUGUCGGGCUCCUGGCGCGGCGAGAUGGUGGCGAGAACGGAGAGCAGCAGAGGCAUGCUGCGCGGACGCGUCGUGGCGUGUCGGGAGCUCGGACGUCGGGGGCGGCUGGGCGCACAAUUGGACAUGCAGCGGGCGUGUGCGCCGCUUUAUGAUUGAGCGGCGCUCUGACCUCUCGGCGGCGCCGUGCUGCUCGUCCAGCGGCGCAGUGUGUGCCGGCGCCGGCGUCAUUGCGGCGCGGCGAUCAGACGGGGUCCGAGCGGCGUGGCGGCUCGCGGCUCGCGUCCCUGAGAUGGGCGCGCGACACGCAGCGUCACCUCGCGUCUCGCAGGAGCGCCUGUCAGGGCCGAGGACAUCGUGCCGGGUGCAGAUCCUCGCUGAUCGAGCCCAGCUGCGAUCGGGCCGCCUCGUGACGAAGAUGUCCUGCUCCCAGCGCGUCGCGGUCGUGCGGAGCGUGCACGGGGCGACAUGUCGCCGCAUGGACGGAGGAGAAGAGCAUCAGACAUGUGCGCCGCGACUCCACGUCAUCAGUGCUCCUCCAGACCCGAGAAAGCGACGGAGCAUACUCGGGCCGAGCCCGACGGCGUGGCGGCACGCCAGGCUGCCCGGGCAGAAGAGGCCCAGUACGCCGGCUUGACGCCUGCGCUGCGCUCCGUCCAUCGCAUGUGCAGCGACAAAGGAGCACAGACGGCGUCACUUGUGCUGCACCGCCGCUGCUGCGCUGCCG